This is a messenger RNA of Branchiostoma floridae (Florida lancelet), 1756 nucleotides long. Its product is annotated as high affinity copper uptake protein 1-like. Lineage: Eukaryota; Metazoa; Chordata; Leptocardii; Amphioxiformes; Branchiostomatidae. Gene Ontology annotation, biological process: copper ion transmembrane transport. Bases 243 to 857 code for a protein of 204 amino acids. Gene Ontology annotation, molecular function: copper ion transmembrane transporter activity. The transcript has 5 exons. The record is from RefSeq and is a predicted model, not a curated record. Gene Ontology annotation, cellular component: membrane.
CUUUAAGUGCCAUAUGAUAUGAACAGGUAACACAUUGGACAUCUAGAAAAGAUAGGCCUCUGUAUAUAUGUCAAAAAGUAACUUGAAGGUCACUCGGUUACUCUCUACGCUUCAGGUUUCAAGAUUUUACAGCUAGGUUUUCGAACAUGCUGUAGAAGGAUUGUCGAAGUUUCGCAACACUAAAAAGUAACAUUGUUGUUACUACAACCAAAAGCUCCUUGUUAUAGCAGGAUUCAAGAAGCAUGGCGGCAGCACAACAUUUCAUUCCGCUGGUUGUGGUCCUCGUCUUCUGCCAAACUACAUAUGGUGCAGCAACUACCGCAACCGCCCUGAAGAACAGUACAGACAUGACCCCCUCAGCUGGCAGCCAUGGCGGCGGGCACAAGAUGUACUUCUUCGUCGACCACAGGGGAAUCACCGUGCUGUUCUACGAGUGGAAAACAGAAUCAGUAGCAGCUCUGAUUGGCUCCUGUAUCGGAGUGUUCGCCAUCGCCGUGCUGUACGAGGGCCUGAAGGUUUGGCGGGAAAUGUUGAUGGUCCGGGCACGGGACAGUGAGAAUGUGGCAUCCCAAAGCAUACAGCUGCUCACCGACAAGAAGAUCACAAGAUAUACACAGGACGACAUUAUACCGGUGGAGCCACCCCCAAGAAAGAGGGACCAGAUGUUUGACCGCAUGCACGCGCUGCAGUCUCUCCUGCACAUCGUCCAGGUCCUGGUCAGCUACGGGCUGAUGUUGGUCUUCAUGACGUUUAACGUCUGGCUGUGUCUGUCCGUGGCGCUCGGGGCAGGUGCCGGCUACUUCGUCUUCGCCUGGCGCAGGCCCAUCAUGAAUAACAUGAACGAACACUGCCUUUAAACAUGUAACCGUUGUAAUUACUUCCUAAUAACAGACUUAUCACAUUGGAUAGCAAAGAACACAAAUUUAGUAUGCAGAAACAAUGACGUGUCAGCCGUCUGGGUGUUGCAUCUCAAACGGCACCUUUUCUUCUACAAGUUAAAAGUAUUACGAUCCUGCAAACGAUAGCUUUACCCUUCUGAUAGUUAUUUGUAGUCAACUAUUUGGGGUAUUCUAGGAGUAUUAUGUUGAUCGUAUUGUCAAGACAUCGUAGGACUUCAAAUAAUUCAUUGUGGUCAUUGCAUUAGGAUUGGUGUUGGAAGUACGUAAGGAUAUCUAAAUUCAGUUGACAACAAGGGUUAACAGUAUAUGAUGCAAUGACAAUAUCGCUUUCAAUGCAUCUGAAAGUUACUUUUGCUCAGGUGAAACUUGCUAAGGGUGGGUUCAGGGUGUACAAAUACCAUUUUCUAUAAAAAGAACCAUACUGAAGAUCUAUUGAAUUUAUUUUGCUGCAUGAAAAUCAAAGAAAAAAGUCAUUCAAGGAUCCCACUGCAUUUAUUAGUCAGUCAUGUUGUCAAAAGACGGUUCAACAAUACAUGAUUAUAAUAAUUUGUGAAUUGCUGGAGCAAUAUAAUCAUAUAUUGUAUCAUAGAUUACUUUCUUCGGAAGUUUUACAUUGGACCAAUUAGAAAGAUACACACCAUACAUAUAUAUAAAGUAUGUACAUGUACUAUAGAAAUUUGUUGACAAUGCAAAGUUUGAUAGCCUUUGUACUAAUUUAACAACAUCAUCUUUUUGAAUAUAUUCAUAUGAAGUAACUUUUGGACUACAAGAUGCAUUGUUAACCCAAGCUGGGCUUACAAGUCGUGAAACAGUAGGCAACAUGUGAUCAUGAUAUGUAAUAGAUUUGAUGCAAUGAA